Molecule: messenger RNA, 849 nt
Organism: Chenopodium quinoa (quinoa)
Lineage: Eukaryota; Viridiplantae; Streptophyta; Magnoliopsida; Caryophyllales; Amaranthaceae
Exons: 2
Coding region: 1-849 (282 amino acids)
Source: RefSeq, a predicted model, not a curated record
AUGGCAAUUGAUACUAACAGCGUGGUAUACUUGCACCCCAAUGAUGGUUCCUAUUUCAUCUCUGUUGAUAAACUGACUGGUGCUGCAGACUACAGAUCAUGGAGAAGAUAUAUGGAAAUUGCACUCGCCUCAAAGAAGAAGAUAGGCUUUGUUCUGGGCACUGUUCUCAUAUCAACCUAUGCUCAAGAUCCUGUCAAGGCAGACCAAUGGGACACCUGCAACUCUAUGAGGUUCUCAAUGGGAAAUGGAUCUAGGAAAUAUAAGUUGAACAAAGAUCUAUAUCAACUUAAACAAAAUAACAACUCUGUUAAUCAAUAUGACACUGCUAUGUCUAGUUUAUGGGAGGAACUAGACUCAAUGAGUGCUCUUCUUGUAAUCUCUGAACCAUCUGCAGAUGUUAGAAAUUUGUUGAAUGUUGUAGCUAGAAAUCAGGAAGAAAGUAGGUUGUUUCAGUUCAUGAAUGGCUUAGAUGAUCAUUUUGGUGCUAUGAGAAGUCCGAUGCUCAUGCUAACACCAUUGCCUACAGUAGAAUCUGCUUGCUCUAUGUUGGAGCAAGAAGAGAGUCAGAGAGAAGUUUUGCUUCCUCGAGCUGACCCUGAUGUUUCUGCUAUGUAUAGCAGACAGAAUCCUGAGAGAACUAGCAUCACAUGUUCUCAUUGUGGUGGAAAAGGCCAUCUUCAAAGCAAGUGUUGGUACUUGCAUGGAUUCCAAAGAAACCAUUCAAACCCAGACUUAACCCAUUCUAUAAUGCAGGGAAAGGCAAGAUAUCUGACCAAGCCUGGAAUUCAAAACCUUCACCCAGACUUGCAGCAACUGCACAGUCUUCUUAGGGUGGAUCUGGUAAUGUAA